Vigna angularis (adzuki bean) is the source of this 4172-nucleotide messenger RNA. Its product is annotated as receptor-like protein 13. Lineage: Eukaryota; Viridiplantae; Streptophyta; Magnoliopsida; Fabales; Fabaceae. The transcript is spliced from 13 exons. Gene Ontology annotation, cellular component: plasma membrane. Gene Ontology annotation, molecular function: protein binding. The record is from RefSeq and is a predicted model, not a curated record. Bases 16 to 4101 code for a protein of 1361 amino acids.
GAGUAUGUAUAGGUGAUGCUUUCCUAUUUAAGAGACGGAGAAGUUGUUGAUUCAUUGAAGAAAAAAAUGAAGAGUGUGAGAGUGUGUUUCCUCAUUUUCCUUUUAUUGGAAACAAUGUGCUGUGAAGGAUGUUGGAAAGAAGAGAAACAAGCACUUUUGGGUCUACGUUUAGAUGAUUUUUUCAUCCCUCGGAACGUCGACACAGAUUGCUGUGAAUGGUAUGUCUGCAACUCCUCCACAGGGAGAGUGGCCCAACUCGAUCUUUUCAAUGUCUGGUGGAAGUCAACAGAACAAUAUAUUAAUUACUCGGAUUUUUCUGUCUUCAAAGAUUUGAAGAACCUCUCCUUGUCAUAUAACAAUAUAGUUGGUUGUGUUGGGGAUGCAGAGUUGCCAAAUCUCGAACUCCUUGACAUGUCUGAUAACAAGCUGGAUACUGCUGCCAGUAUUAUAUCUUGUUUGGAUGGCCUUCCAUCUCUUAAGUAUCUUUAUUUAGGGGAUAACAGGUUCAAUACAUCUUCAUUAAACCACGUUUUUGAAAGUGUACCAAAGCUGCGUAGUAAUCUGAAGGCCCUUGACAUAAGGGCGAACUAUUUGACUAAUGACAUCUUGCCAUCCCUUGAGGGAUUCACAUCUUUAAAGGAACUGUAUUUGAGUAGAACUGAAUUGGACUCGGAUCUUCACUUUAAAGUUUUUGAAAGUCUGUCACGAAAGCUGCGUAGUCUGGAGGUCCUUGACAUAAGUGAGAACCAUUUGACUAAUGACAUCUUGCCAUAUCUGGAGGGAUUCACAUCUUUAAAGAAACUUUAUUUGGAUGCUAAUGAAUUGGACUCGGAUCUUCUUCACUUUGAAGGUUUAUGGUCAAAAUUGAGGAAUCUUGAGGUCCUUGACUUGUCCUAUAACAACUUCAACCAAACUGAUAUUGGCUAUGCUCUUAGUGGACUCUCAUCCCUCAACUCUUUAUAUUUAACAUACAGUGGAUUGAGUUGGAGAUCAAUUUACAAUAUAUCAAAAUUGAGUUCUUUGGAGAACCUUUUCUUAUAUGGGAACGACUUGAAGGUGUCUGAAAGUAUAUUGUGGGGUUCAGAGAAUGAGACAUUUAAAUGGCCAACCAAUUUACGACAUCUAGACUUGAGUUUAAACUGUUUGAGCAACAAAUCUCUUUCAUCUCUGAAUGACCUUCCACAUCUCCAAUAUCUUGAUUUAAGCUACAAUCAAUUAGAAGGAGCUGUAGAUAUAAGCGAGAAUGAGACAUUUAAAUGGCCAAUCAAUUUACAAUAUCUAUACUUGAGUUCAAACCGUUUGAGCAACAAAUCUCUUUCAUCUCUGAAUGACCUUCCACAUCUCCAAUAUCUUGAUUUAAGUCAAAAUCAAUUAGAAGGAGCACUAGAUAUAAGAGAGAAUGAGACAUUUAAAUGGCCAACCAAUUUACAACAUCUAGACUUGAGAUUUAACAGAUUGAGUAACAGAUUUCUUUUAUCUCUGAUGGGCCUUCCACAUCUCCAGUUUCUUGAUUUAAGCGACAAUCAAUUAGAAGGAGCUCUAGAUAUAAGCGGAUUAUCAACUUCAUCCAAUUUGACGAAUCUGUAUCUAAGCCAUAAUAAUAUCCAUAAUUUUGUUACCCAUCAAGGCUUAAAAGGUCUCAGUAGAUUGUAUCUCCUUGACUUAGAUGAGAAUAUGAUAGCUGGAAACAAACUAAGAGAGUCAUUACGAGCUUUAUCAUCAUCCAUUAGAAAGCUUUCUAUAUCUUACAAUAACUUCAAAGGAACAAUUUUAGCUGAAGAUUUUCAUGAUUUAAGUAACCUAGAAAGUUUGACAUUGGAUGGAAAUAAUAACAUGGAGAAUGAAUUUUUCGAAAGUAUUGGAAACUUGACAUCCUUGAAAGCUUUGUCUCUUGCACACUGUCAUAUAAAUGACACCCUUCCUGAAGCUGAUUGGUCUAAGAUGAAGAAGUUAGAAGAAUUAUAUCUAAUAGACAAUGGAUUUGAAGGAUCUCUUCCCAAUUCUUUUGCUAACAUGACAUCUCUUCGGAUAUUGGAACUUUCUCAAAAUAACUUCAUUGGAAGGUUUGAUUCUAACAUUGCAACACUUACAUCACUUGAAGAAUUUGGUUUCGAAGAAAACCAAUUUGAAGUUUCUAUUUCUUUUUCGUCAUUUGCCAAUCAUUCAAACCUUAAAGUCAUCUGGGGUAAAGGCAAUAAAAUCAUAGUGGACUCACAACAUAAUUUGCGCACUUGGAUUCCAAAAUUUCAAUUAAGUGAACUUAGCUUGUCUUCAAAAAUUGAGACUAGCUCUUUUCGGCUCCCCAGAUUUCUUCUUUAUCAAAAAGAGUUAGUUACAAUAGAUUUUAGUAGUUUGAAGUUGGAAGGAAGGUUUCCUCAUUGGUUGUUAGAAAACAACACAAAAUUGACUGAAGUAACUUUCAGAAAUUGUUCUAUGACUGGUACUAUGCAAUUACCAUUGCAUCCCCUUCUUGAGUUGGAGAGCAUUGAUGUGUCUAGCAAUACCAUAAUUGGUGAAAUUCCAAGUAAGAAUAUCAGUUCAAUUUAUCCAAAUUUGAAAAAUCUAAACAUGUCUAGAAAUCACAUCCAAGGUUCAAUUCCGCGUGAGUUUGGCCAAAUGAAAUAUUUGUCUGAGUUGGAUCUUUCAAACAACCAAUUGUCUGGAGAAAUAUCAGAUGACAUAUUUGAAGCUGCACAACAACUCGUUUUGUUGAUACUUUCAAAUAAUACGCUCGAGGGGCCCAUCUUUACAAUACCCGCUAAUUUAGGGUCUUUAUCAUUAAAUGAUAAUAAAUUUAGUGGUAAACUUCCAAGCAAUAUUUUUAACACAUCCAUCAUUUUUUUGGACGUCAGCAAUAAUCAUUUGGUAGGAGACAUUCCAAGCAUGUUAACAAAUUUUUCAAGUUUAUCGGAACUUCGUAUGUCCAAUAACCACUUUGAAGGGUCCAUUCCAUUACAAUUGACACAACAACUUGGAGAUCUAAGAUAUUUAGAUAUCUCCCAAAAUAAUUUGACUGGUCUUGUACCAUCAUUUCUAAAUUCUUCUGUGAAAUUUAUCCAUUUGAGCAAUAAUCGUUUAACAGGAUUGUCCAAAAAGAUGUUCAAUGGAAACUCUCCUUUAGUGAUGUUAGACCUUAGCUACAAUGAAAUAUCUGGCAACAUUCAAGAUAUGAUGCAAGACCUUAGUUAUACAAAGUUGAAUUUUCUCCUUUUAAAAGGUAAUCACAUCAGUGGGGAUAUACCUAAGCAAUUAUGUCAGUUGAUAAAUUUAACCAUGUUGGAUCUUUCAGACAAUAAAUUGUUUGGAGAAAUUCCCCAUUGCUUGGGGACAAUGCCUUUUGAUAAUAAGAACCUUGAUCCAUCAUUGAAAGCAUCAAAGGGAAGCUUCGUUGUUGAAGAAUAUAGUGAAGCACCAUUACCAUCAGAGCAUAAGAAAGAGAAAGCAAGUUUCAGUACAAAGAGAAGUACCCUUACUUUCACCGGAAGCAUUCUUGCUUACAUGUCUGGAAUUGAUUUAUCCCUAAAUAAACUGAAAGGAAAUAUUCCACAUGAGCUUGGAAACUUGACAAGAAUUCGAGCAUUGAACUUGUCUCAUAAUGAUUUGACUGGACAAAUUCCAAAUUCUUUCUCAAAUUUGAAGCAAACAGAGAGUUUAGAUCUUUCUUUUAACAAGUUGAGUGGCCAAAUUCCUCCUGAGCUCAGUGUCCUAACCUCACUUGAAGUAUUAAGUGUGGCACAUAACAACUUAUCAGGCCCAAUACCUAAACAGACAAACCAAUUUGCCACAUUUGAUGAAAGUAGCUACGAGGGUAACCCAUUCCUUUGUGGACCUCCACUACUAAAGAGCUGCAAUCCAUCUUCUACAAUUUUUCCAAAGAACUUAAGUAUUGAUAAAGACAAUAAUAGUUUGGUGGACAUGUAUGUCUUUUGUGUGAGCUUUGUUGUAUCAUACACAUUAGCAUUGUUAGCAACCAUUGGAGCUUUAUACAUCAAUCCUUACUGGAGGCAAGCAUGGUUUUACAACAUGGAAUUGGUCAGUUUAAAUUGUUAUUACUUUAUUGUGGACAAUUUUUGUAGGUUUUGUAAUGUGAGGAAUAUGUAGCAUGAACCUUGUAUUCCUAGGAUAUCUAUUUCAAAGUUAUUCAAUAAAGUAAAUCAUGCCAUUAUUUCUAA